UAAUAUAAAAUAAAAUAAAAUGAGUCUGAACUCGGAGACCUUCUGGCAAAGCCUCUUGGAGCAUGUGAGCAUGGCCGAUAUCAUUAAAGAGAACGAGGAGCUAAACAACCACAUAAAAAAUGAUGUAAAGAAAACAUUGCAGUGGAAAUUCCCAAAUACACCGCUUCAGGUGAGAUUGUUUGGCUCCCGCAUAAUGGGAGUGGGUCGCUCUGAAUCAGACCUCGAUAUAUUUGUAGUUAUAGGUAACUCUUCUGGAGUAUAUAACGAUAAGUUAACCCCGAACGUACAUUUUAAUCUACGCACGAUCGUGAGUGCGAUCCUAGAUAAUAAAACUAAGUGGGAACUUACAGCCGUCCUAGAUCGCACCUUUCCACUCGUCACUGUCCUCCAUAAAGGGACAAACAUUAAGUGCGACAUAAACUUUCUGAACAGAAUGUCUUGUGACCAGAACCAGUUGGUCAACUACAUCUUUAAGCUGCAGCCCAUUGCUCGCUACAUGGUGAUAUUUCUGCGGGCCUGGUCCCAAAAACACAGCCUUAGCAGAUGCUUUCGAAGCCAUAUCUUUAUCUUGUUGGUGAUUUUCUUCCUGCAAGUCCAGGGCCAUCUACCAGCCAUCAAAGAUCUUCAGACUGACCUUGUUCCCAAUGUUGCUCCAUGGACAUCAAACUUUCACGAAUUUCCGUUGUCAAAGUUUGGUAUGAAGGAAAUUGGAGUGAACGAAAACAAAACUCGCCAGAUCUUACACGAAUUCUUCAAGUUGUAUUCUACCUUUCCCUUUCACGAGUUGGUUGUUUGCCCCUAUUUGGGAAAGCGCAUUUUUCGCCGAAAGCUAAAGGACUUAAUGCCCCCAUGUUUCAAGUAUCCUUUAAAAUCUCCGGUGUUCAUACAAGACCUGAUACUCUUGGAUCAUAACAAAGGUCGGACUAUAAAGCCGCAUAAUCUGUGGCACUUUCAGGACCAGUGCAGGAAUAUGGGUUAUUGGAAUAUGAAGAAACCCCAAUAGUACUGAUUAAGACAUAGCAUCUGAAUUAAAACAUUUCAACUGGCUCUACGUCCGUCCGACCAACGUCUUUGCAACCACCAGAGGGAAUAAUUUUCUUUGAUUAUUAUAAAUAUUCAAAAUAUCUAAUAAAACUCUUUAAGA
Drosophila persimilis is the source of this 1144-nucleotide messenger RNA. Its product is annotated as terminal uridylyltransferase Tailor. The record is from RefSeq and is a predicted model, not a curated record. Lineage: Eukaryota; Metazoa; Arthropoda; Insecta; Diptera; Drosophilidae. Gene Ontology annotation, molecular function: poly(A) RNA polymerase activity. The transcript is spliced from 6 exons. Gene Ontology annotation, biological process: mitochondrial mRNA polyadenylation; mRNA 3'-end processing. The coding region runs from base 20 to 1003 and encodes 327 amino acids.